This is a messenger RNA of Coffea eugenioides, 1593 nucleotides long. Its product is annotated as protein DETOXIFICATION 29-like. The record is from RefSeq and is a predicted model, not a curated record. NCBI's taxonomy places the organism in Eukaryota, Viridiplantae, Streptophyta, Magnoliopsida, Gentianales, Rubiaceae. Gene Ontology annotation, cellular component: vacuolar membrane. The transcript is spliced from 8 exons. Gene Ontology annotation, biological process: xenobiotic detoxification by transmembrane export across the plasma membrane. Bases 1 to 1533 code for a protein of 510 amino acids. Gene Ontology annotation, molecular function: antiporter activity; xenobiotic transmembrane transporter activity.
AUGGAGGAAGACCACAAUCAGCCCCUGCUCUCCACUUUUUAUGAUGCCCAUAAUCCAAACGCAAUUGACCAGAAUAAUUCUAUAAUUGAAAAGAAGCCCUGUUCAGUUACAGCUGAUCACACAUUUUAUAAUACUAGCAUCAUUGGCUUCUCAAGAGAAUUCUAUAUUGAAUUGAAGAAGCUUUGGUCCCUAGCCGGUCCAUUUAUAUUUGCUUCAGUUUGCCUGUACGGCCUCGGCUGCUUCACUCAGAUAUUUGCUGGCCAUUUGGGAACCAUUCAACUUGCUGCAAUUUCAGUUGAAAAUUCAGUCAUAGCAGAUUUUGGCUAUGGCAUUCUGGCAGGAACGGCAGGUGCAUUAGAUACUCUAUGUGGACAAGCAUAUGGAGCGAAGCAAUAUGAUAUGCUUGGAAUAUACAUGCAAAAGUCAUGGUUUAUCCUCACCAGUGCAACACUAGGAAAUCUCUCUCUCUUCAUAUUUGCAACCCCAGUCCUGAAAUUCCUAGGCCAAACUGCUACAAUAUCUACUGAGGCAGGAAGAUUUGCCUUGUGGAUGAUUCCACAGCAGUUUGCAUAUGCAUUGAUGAUUCCAACCACAAAGUUUCUCCAAGCUCAAAGCAAGGUUAAAGAGAUGGCUCUGAUAGCUGCGGUGGCGCUUUCUCUACAUGUUUUUCUGGGCUGGUUUUUGAUACUCAAGAUAGGAUGGGGUCUUCCCGGCGCGGCCCUGAUGCUGAAUUCAUCAUGGUGGUUUGUAGCAGUGGCUCAGUUCUUGUAUAUCAUCUCUGGUAGCUGUGGUCAAACUUGGUCUGGCUUUUCAUGGAAAGCCCUCACAAAUCUUUCAGGAUUUCUCAAGUUAUCAGUGUUAUCAGCUCUUAUGCAAUGUUUGCCAUCGUGGAAUGGGAUGGCAGUGACCCUUCUUGCUGGAUAUUUAAAGAAUGCUGAAGUUUCAGUGGCAGCAUUGUCUAUAUGCUUUAAUAUAUUGGGCAUAGCCACCACGGUGGGCUCGGGGUUUAGUGCUGCCGUAAGCGUGCGGGUGUCAAAUGAAUUGGGCUCGGGGCGAUCAAGAGCUGCAAAAUUGGCAGUAAUGGUAGUCGGAAUAUUGUCCACCCUGUUCGGCCUUUUGUUUGCUCUGGUUCUGUUCUUACAACGGAAGCAAUACCCAGCAAUAUUCUCAGAUGAUGAACAAGUUAAGCAGCUGGUGGAGGAGCUCACCCCACUUCUCGGAACUCAUAUAACUUUUUAUUGCAUUCCUGCAAAUGGUGUGGCUGCUGGAGCAGGGUGGCAAAAUUUUGUAGCAUAUAUGAAUAUUGGCUGCUAUUUCCUGAUUGGGGCUCCUUUGGGCAUUGUAUUAUGCUUCAAAUUUGACUUAGGCCUCAAGGGUCUUUGGUACGGAUUGCUUCUUGGAUCAUGCCUUCAAAUUCUAGGAAUAUUGUUGGUAGUUUGCCUAGCAAACUGGAAAAAGGAGGCUUAUGCGGCUCGAAAGAGACUAGAACAAAUGGGAGGGAAAACGCUACCUCAAGAUGAUGAAGAGACAUGAAUUUUGGAGGCAGAAAUCGUAGAAAUAAAAUAAAACUGAAUCUAAGGUGUAACAUUAUAA